AUGGACGGCGCUCCCGUCGAGGCUCGUUCGCUGGGGUCUAUCGUCAGCCUCGCCUCGAACCCGCCGGCGUAUCCCAGGAAUCCAACGCAGAAGCCGCUGGAGCCGCUCGUUCUGUACAUUGUUCGCGUGCCCGGCAGCAAAGAUAUCUUUCUCUCGCCGCUGAAACCGCCGACAAAGUCCAGUCUCUCUCCCGAAUCUCUAAAUGCGUCCUUAUACUUCAUACAUGUGGCAGGGCCGCGGGACGAAGAAAUCCUAGAAUCUAUAGCAAAAGAACGGCAUACCCAGCAACAACAUCAGCAGCAACAGCAGACUAUGAAUCCAAUACCGCAAACAAGCAAACUCGCGAUCCUGAAUCGGACUCGCAGAAAACCGGUGCCUGGCGUAUCCACGGCGGCCAAUGCCCAACAGGAAGCGGCCCCUCCCCUACCAACCCGACCCCAACUUAUAACCCAAGAUCCAGAGCAAAAUGCAAAUAUAAGAUGCGAAAGGGAGCAGGAGGAUCUAGCUCUAGGGAGUGUAACUCCUGUGCAUGAGCAUUCUCCUAUCGGCGUGUCAGGGUCGCCCGGCCAGCCUCUGUGGGAGCCGCAACCACCGAUUCUCCCACCUCGACCACUCCCCGUUCAGCCUGUUGAUGAAGACACACGGCGGUGGAGUGCCCAGGUAACCGCAUCAAUAUCCGCUAUAGGGUCGCCGCAGUUGCAGAGUCGGCAUGACCAGACUUCUGGAACAACAGUGCGAGCCAGCUGGGAUGGCGGCAGGAGGCCGUUAUUCCAGCCUGAACCCACACCACGCCCCCAGAGCCAACGAGGUCUCUUACACAUACCAGAGGACGAAGGUCCUAAACCACCGCUGCCCCUGAGGCCGAGGAAAAGCUACGAGCGGCCACGAGAGGCUGCUCCUGCACCCCCUUUCCACUUGACACUCAUACGACGUGAUCCAACCCACAGCAGCCAGUGGAACGUCGGCACAAUCGAUAACAUAGGCAGCUCCCCUUCUGAAGGGAGACAAGACGGCUCUAUCAAAGUUGAAAUCACCACGCCUGGCUAUCAGAAAUUCGCAGUUGAUACGUCUCGAAUGUCAUUUGAGAGUCUAGGCAUCAAGCUUCCUGCCGCUGCGCGCCGCUCGGACACUGCACGGCCCCCACAGCAAAGCAUGUCAUCGAAUAUGUCCCGAGAGGUAGAGGAUAUGUCAGAUACAGGCCGCGGGGCAGGCCCUGUCAAGUUCACCCGUCUCCUUAAGCUCUGGCAGCCACCGCAGUUGUCGUCUCACCAUAGACACCAGCCCUCAUCUCACGGCGAGAUGUUCAAUCUCUCCUCCCCCAAGGCCAACAAGUACCCUCAAAAGUCUAACGGACAUUACCAGUUUCUGUCCAUUUGGAACGGUUACUGUAACUUUGUCACUGCUGCCAACGGAAGGACUUUAAAGUGCAAGCAUACCAUCCCAGGAGCUGCAGGGACAUCGCCAUCCUCAGCCACAACUACAACAGUAGCUGAAAUACGGUUCAACCUGCCAACCUUACUGCCCCGGCCGUCCAGCUCGAGUGACCAAAAUAGCAGCCCAACCAAGAGCUCCCCCUGGGUCGGAGAGUUAGAUCUAAGUCUUGCGCGCGAACGGGCUGGCGGAGGUCUACGCGGCAACAGCGCUAAGCUGGGCAAACUAAUCAUUGAAGACGAGGGUCUAAAGAUGUUAGAUUUGGUCGUUGCUAGUUGCAUGGGCGUCUUUUGGAAGUAUUACGAUAAUAUGUAG
Molecule: messenger RNA, 1746 nt
Organism: Trichophyton rubrum CBS 118892
Lineage: Eukaryota; Fungi; Ascomycota; Eurotiomycetes; Onygenales; Arthrodermataceae
Exons: 2
Coding region: 1-1746 (581 amino acids)
Source: RefSeq, a predicted model, not a curated record